GUGUGGUGACCCCGGGCGUGGGGACAGCGGGUCGGCGACACGGCGGGUGACACGCGCAAUGUCCCCGCCGAGGCGGCCGCCCGGGGCUCCUGCCCCGGCAACCGGUGACGCCCGCGCGGCGCCGCCCGCCAUUGGCUGUCCCGGCCCCCCCGGGACGUGGGUGCCGGGCUGGGGGGCAGAGCGGCCGGACACCCCCGAAGCGGCAUGUUGGUGCUGCUGGGGCUGGCGCUGGGCGCCCGGGGGGCAGGCGCCUUCGUGGUGCACGUGUCCAGCUCGUGCGCGCUGGCGCCCAACGGCUCGGCGCUGGCCUUCGACUUCACCUUCCUCUUCAACAAGAACCCGCUGGUCUGCUACGACCCCGGCGCGCGGCUCUUUGUGCCCUGCGACUGGGGGCUGCUGCACCGCCACGCCGUCCACGUGGCCGCCGGGCUCAACAACGGCACGGCCUGGCUGCAGCGCGCCCAGCAGCGCAGCCGCCUGUGCCAGGACCUGCCCCCCCGGGUCUGGGGCGCCGCGGCGCUGCGGCAGACGCCGCCCCGAGCCCGCGUCGUCCCCUCCGGGACGGGCAACGCGCGGGCGCCCGUCCUGCUCACCUGCCACGUCUGGGGCUUCUACCCGCGCGAGGUCACCGUCACCUGGCUGCGCAACGGGGACGUCGUGGGCCCCGCCGACCCCCCGCCCAUCUCCGCCGUCCCCAACGGCGACUGGACCUACCAGACGCAGGUGACGCUGCUGGCGGCCCCGGUGGCCGGGGACACCUUCACGUGCGCGGUGCAGCACGCCAGCCUGGAGCAGCCCCUCCUGGAGGACUGGGGUCCCGGCUUGUCCCCGGGCUUGACGCUGAAAGUGGCCGCGGCCACCGUGGUGAUGGCGCUGGGGCUCGGCUUGUUGGGCGCCGGCGUGUACCGCUACCGCGCCAGGCCGGCGGCGCUGGGUUACGCUCCCCUCCCCGGAGACAACUACCCCGCAGGCAGCACCUGAGGACCCCCCGCACCGUGACCCCCUGGCCGCGACGGCAGCGCCGUGUCACCGUCACCCUUGGGGUGACACCGCGCUGCCGACAAUAAAGACGCUCUGUGGUGA
This is a messenger RNA of Columba livia (rock pigeon), 1083 nucleotides long. RefSeq names its product HLA class II histocompatibility antigen, DM beta chain-like. The transcript has 6 exons. NCBI's taxonomy places the organism in Eukaryota, Metazoa, Chordata, Aves, Columbiformes, Columbidae. Gene Ontology annotation, biological process: immune response; antigen processing and presentation. The record is from RefSeq and is a predicted model, not a curated record. Gene Ontology annotation, cellular component: membrane; MHC class II protein complex. The coding region runs from base 205 to 981 and encodes 258 amino acids.